Magnolia sinica is the source of this 2890-nucleotide messenger RNA. RefSeq names its product copper-transporting ATPase PAA2, chloroplastic. The transcript has 17 exons. Lineage: Eukaryota; Viridiplantae; Streptophyta; Magnoliopsida; Magnoliales; Magnoliaceae. Gene Ontology annotation, cellular component: membrane. The record is from RefSeq and is a predicted model, not a curated record. The coding region runs from base 94 to 2742 and encodes 882 amino acids. Gene Ontology annotation, biological process: copper ion homeostasis; monoatomic cation transport. Gene Ontology annotation, molecular function: copper ion binding; ATP binding; P-type divalent copper transporter activity.
AGACAUCACCAUUUUUUACCUUCUUCUCCAGCUCGCAUACACCAUCUAAUCCCUUCCCUUCCUCCAGCUCGUAUACACCAUUCUUUCCGUGUAAUGGCGACCACAGCUGCAGCUACAACGAAAGACCUCCUCCGCCUUUCUGUAUCCUCCACGCCCAAGCUCUCAUUCACCCACACUAGAUUCCCCACUGUCCGCACUUUCUCUUCUCGGCCCAAACGUCUCCGCAAGAAAACCCUAUGUAUACCCCUUUCAAAGGCCGUAGAAAUCAAAACCGAACCGGAUAAAUCUCAGCCGCAGAAGGGAAAUCAGGACCCGAACUCCCUCCUCCUUGAUGUCUCUGGCAUGAUGUGCGGGGCCUGCGUCUCCCGAGUCAAGGGGAUCUUGUCGUCAGACGAGCGAGUCGAUUCGGCCGUGGUCAACAUCUUGACGGAGACGGCGGCGAUCCGGCUGAGGUCGGACUGGGCGGUGGGCCCGGAGGCGGCCGCGGAUGAUCUGGCGAAUCGGCUGACAGAGUGCGGGUUCCCAUCGAAGAGGCGGGAGGCUGGGAUGGGGAUUGGGGAGAAUGUCAGGAAGUGGAAGGAGAUGGCAGAGAAGAAGGAGGUUCUGCUGAGGAGGAGCCAGAGCCGGGUGGCAUUCGCGUGGACGCUGGUCGCACUGUGCUGUGGGUCCCAUGCAACGCAUCUGUUGCAUUCGGUCGGGAUUCAUGUCGCUCAUGGAUCGUUUAUGGAGAUAAUGCACAAUUCAUAUGUGAAAUGCGGGUUGGCUUUGGUUUCUCUGUUUGGACCAGGCAAAGACUUGCUAUUCGAUGGCGUGAGGGCAUUCACAAAGGGAUCACCAAAUAUGAAUUCUCUUGUUGGAUUUGGAUCUGUUGCUGCAUUCGUAAUAAGCACAGUGUCAUUGCUAAACCCUGGGCUUGAAUGGGAUGCAUCAUUUUUUGAUGAACCGGUCAUGCUUCUUGGUUUCGUACUUCUUGGACGUUCACUCGAAGAAAAAGCAAGGCUUCAGGCUUCCAGUGAUAUGAAUGAACUCUUAUCACUAGUAUCAUCUCAAUCACGAUUAGUGAUUACUUCCUCCGAAGGCAAUACCUCAGCUGAUAAUGUGCUUAGUGCUGAUGCAAUUUGUGUUGAAGUCCCCACUGAUGAUGUUCGAGUUGGAGACUCAGUAUUGGUUUUACCUGGCGAAACUAUUCCUGUAGAUGGGAGGGUUCUUGCUGGCAGAAGUGUUGUUGAUGAAUCCAUGCUCACUGGAGAAUCUCUUCCUGUAUUUAAGGAAAGGGAUCUUGUUGUUUCAGCUGGAACAAUAAAUUGGGAUGGUCCUUUAAGGAUUGAAGCCUUGACGACUGGCUCUAUGUCAACAAUUUCCAAGAUCAUUCGCAUGGUCGAGGAUGCUCAAGGCCAUGAAGCACCUAUCCAAAGGCUCGCAGAUGCAAUUGCAGGGCCUUUCGUGUACAGUGUGAUGACGCUGUCUGCAGCAACAUUUGCUUUCUGGUAUUAUGUUGGUACUCAAGUCUUUCCAGAUGUCCUUCUCAAUGAUAUUGCUGGACCUGAUGGGAACUCAUUGCUUUUAAGCUUGAAACUCUCUGUGGAUGUAUUAGUAGUUUCUUGCCCUUGUGCACUUGGCCUUGCUACGCCUACAGCUAUCCUAGUAGGGACCUCCCUCGGUGCAAAACAAGGACUUCUUAUAAGAGGAGGAGAUGUCUUGGAACGUUUGGCUGGCAUAGAUGUUGUUGCUUUAGACAAAACAGGAACCCUCACGGAAGGAAAACCUGCUGUCACUGCUGUGGCUUCUUUGGUUUAUGAUGAGUCUGAAAUUCUUCGGCUUGCUGCUGCUGUGGAGAAAACAGCAUCACAUCCAAUUGCAAAGGCUGUCUUAAACAAAGCAGAGUCGAUGAACUUGGAAAUCCCUACCACAACUGGACAAUUAACAGAACCCGGCUUUGGAUCCUUAGCGGAAGUAGAUGGGUCCUUAGUUGCAGUAGGUACAAUGGAAUGGGUUCAUGAACAUUUUCAGAAAAAAUCAACACAGUUUGAUUUAAUGGAGCUGAAAAAUCGGAUCACGCAUCUAUCUUCAAAUGUCAUAUCUCAAUCCAACCAUUCAAAAUCAGUUGUUUAUGUCGGGCGCGAAGGAGAAGGCGUCAUUGGUGCAAUUGCCAUAUCAGAUAUCUUACGUUCUGAUGCACAAUCUACAGUAAAUAGGCUGCAGCGGAAGGGCAUCAAACCAAUCCUUUUGUCGGGCGACAGGGAAGAGGCAGUGGCAAGCAUCGCCAAGGCAGUUGGAAUAGAAAGUGAAAGUGUCAAUGCAAGCUUAACUCCACAGCGGAAAUCAGGCAUUAUAUCAAGUCUGCAAGCUCAGGGGCACCGUGUUGCGAUGGUGGGUGAUGGUAUAAACGAUGCGCCUUCUUUGGCCCUUGCUGAUGUUGGGAUUGCUUUGCAAAUCGAGUCAAAAGAAAAUGCUGCCUCUGAUGCAGCAUCUGUAAUUCUUCUUGGUAACAGGCUUUCGCAGAUUGGGGAUGCUCUGGACCUUGCAAAGGCAACGAUGGCCAAAGUCCAUCAAAAUCUGGCAUGGGCGGUUGCAUACAAUGUUGUGGCUGUUCCCAUUGCUGCUGGGGUAUUGCUUCCGCAUUUUGAUUUCGCCAUGACACCUUCACUUUCUGGAGGGUUGAUGGCUUUGAGCUCUGUAUUUGUAGUCAGCAACUCACUACUUCUACAGCUUCACGGAUCUUCCUCAAGAAAAAUGAGCUAGCUGUUCUGUAACACGUUCUCUCAAUAAACUUUGUCAUUUAGACGGUCAGGAUUGUAUCAGCCUUGAACGCAUUUGUGAACCGUGUACCCAAUGGAAUUAUAUUCAUGGGGCCUUCUUUAUUAACACCACAGUAGGCAUUUCAAAAUUU